Homo sapiens (human) is the source of this 13398-nucleotide messenger RNA. It is a transcript of the gene CEP57L1, whose product is annotated as centrosomal protein 57 like 1. The record is from RefSeq and is marked validated. Gene Ontology annotation, cellular component: centrosome. Lineage: Eukaryota; Metazoa; Chordata; Mammalia; Primates; Hominidae. The transcript is spliced from 13 exons. Bases 517 to 1950 code for a protein of 477 amino acids. Gene Ontology annotation, molecular function: gamma-tubulin binding; identical protein binding; microtubule binding.
GACGUUGCCUGUGGGUGCCCGCGAACCAACGGUUAGCGGUGGCAGGGGCUGACUGAGAGCGUCUGCUUGAAAAUGGAUCCUCACUUCUUCACUUGGAUAUAAUAAUAUAGACUGCCGACAUUCUGGGAACUGAUCAGUCUUCCAGCUUCCAGUGUGGUGCCCUCCCUCAAUUGUGCUGAGUGUCCCCCAAUCCAGAGAUAUUCUGUAAUUUCUUCCUCAGAAAGAAACAAAACAAAAUUCUGAUCUUCCCAGAUGAAGACAGAGUCUUUCUCUGUCACCCAGGCUGGAGUACAGUGGCACGAUCUCGGCUCCCUGCAACGUCCGCCUCCCGAGUUCAAGUGAUUCUCCUGCCUCAGCCACCCGAGUAGCUGGGUCUACAGGUGUGCGCCACCAUGCCUGGCUAAUUUUUGUAUUUUUAAGAGAGACGGGGUUUCACCAUGCUGGCCAGGCUGGUCUCGAACUCCUGACCUCGUGAUCCGCCUGCCUCAGCCCCUCAAAGUGCUAGGAUUAGAGAUAAUGGAUUCUGAAUUAAUGCAUAGUAUAGUAGGAAGCUAUCAUAAACCUCCAGAAAGAGUAUUUGUUCCCUCAUUCACCCAGAAUGAACCAUCUCAGAAUUGCCAUCCUGCAAACUUAGAAGUUACCUCUCCUAAGAUACUUCAUAGCCCAAAUAGCCAAGCUCUUAUUUUAGCCUUAAAAACUCUUCAGGAAAAAAUUCAUCGUUUAGAGCUGGAGAGAACACAAGCUGAAGAUAACCUGAACAUUCUUUCCAGAGAAGCAGCACAGUAUAAGAAGGCCUUAGAGAAUGAAACAAAUGAGAGAAAUCUGGCACACCAGGAGCUGAUAAAGCAGAAAAAAGAUAUAAGUAUACAGUUAAGCUCAGCCCAGUCUCGUUGUACUCUUCUAGAGAAGCAACUAGAAUAUACAAAGAGAAUGGUUCUCAACGUAGAGCGAGAAAAGAACAUGAUCCUAGAACAACAGGCCCAGCUUCAGAGGGAAAAAGAACAAGAUCAGAUGAAGCUGUAUGCAAAACUUGAAAAGCUUGAUGUCUUAGAAAAAGAGUGUUUCAGACUUACAACAACUCAGAAAACUGCUGAGGACAAGAUUAAACAUUUAGAAGAAAAACUUAAGGAAGAAGAACAUCAGCGUAAGCUAUUUCAAGACAAAGCUUCUGAGCUUCAAACUGGACUUGAAAUCAGUAAAAUUAUAAUGUCUUCAGUUUCAAAUCUAAAGCACUCCAAGGAAAAGAAGAAAUCUUCAAAGAAAACUAAAUGUAUAAAGAGACGACCACCUUGGCAAAUUUGUUCAAAGUUUGGAGCACUGCCUUUUGUGGCUGAAAAGGUGAGAGGGGAUAAAAUGAAGAUAGUCGUUCAAAAAAACUCCUGUUUUGUUAUGAGGCAACAUCGUGACCCACAUAUCCUUCAGAAACCUUUUAACGUGACUGAGACUAGAUGUCUCCCCAAGCCUUCUAGAACAACUUCCUGGUGUAAAGCUAUUCCUCCUGACUCAGAAAAGUCCAUUUCCAUUUGUGACAAUUUAUCUGAACUUUUGAUGGCAAUGCAAGAUGAGCUGGACCAAAUGAGCAUGGAGCACCAAGAACUACUGAAACAAAUGAAGGAAACUGAAAGUCAUUCAGUCUGUGACGACAUAGAAUGUGAACUAGAGUGUUUACUCAAGAAAAUGGAAAUUAAAGGAGAACAAAUCUCCAAACUGAAGAAGCAUCAAGACAGUGUCUGUAAACUGCAGCAAAAAGUUCAAAACUCAAAGAUGAGUGAAGCUUCAGGUAUUCAGCAAGAAGACAGCUACCCUAAAGGAUCAAAGAACAUAAAAAAUAGCCCCAGAAAAUGUUUGACUGACACUAACCUUUUUCAGAAAAACAGCAGCUUUCAUCCAAUACGAGUUCAUAAUCUUCAAAUGAAAUUGAGAAGAGAUGAUAUCAUGUGGGAACAGUAACAAAACAGCAAAACUGUCACCUUAAUGAACUUUGUCAGUGAGACCUUGAAUUGUCUAAAGUGGUUUUAAUUUAAUAUAACUUUGUGACAUUUUGAAUCAUGUUUCUAGUUUCUAUAAAACAUGAAGUUGCAGUAUUUAAAAAUUAAUGCCUAAUGACCUGGUGGGUUCCAAAUAAUAAAUUAAUUGCUUUUUUAUUUUUCUUAUUGAUUGAAGCCCGUAACCUCAUCUUGUCUUAGAAACAUUGUUGGCUUUGCAGAUAUCUUAAGCUAAAUUUAAGAAAUUGUACUAGAUUGACAAUAUUCAAAAUUGAGUUAAAUCCAAGCUACAAGUACCAUUCAUUCCACUUUUCAUUUAGUAGGUUUGGAACCUUAAAAACCAAUGUUCAAUGAACAGAGUUCAGAAAGAUCAUUUAGCUUUCCUGGUGCCUUCUUUCUAUUUUGUUUUAGAGCUGUGAAAUGUUUUUCUCUUUUGGAAAAGGAAAAACUUAAUAGUUACACAGUUUUGUGAAGAAGCCUUUAAUCCAAGUUUUAUGAGACAGUAGGAACCUAUAGCUACUUAAUUUUUAGGAGACAGUAAUUCAGUUGCAGAAGCUUUCCUCUGCUAUUCCCAUUCUCUUUUACAAAACUAGUUUUUUUUAAAAAAUCAAUGAUCAAUUUUAUCUUACUACUUUAUAACUUUUGCUGACUUUUAUUCUUUGCAUUGUAUGUAAUGUCCAUCAGUAUAAAUUGAGACUGUGAAUUUCUAGGACCCACAAAAGUGGUAUUUUUUUUUUGUACAAGAAAGUAUAGAGGAAGAGGAAGCUGGGCAUUAAAUUACCUCAUCCAGCAGAAAUUCACGGUAGUAUGGUAUAUUUUUAUUUUUUAUAUUUUAAAAUCAAUAAUGUCAAAUGUCAUUGUGUAUGCAUGCUUUAUAAUAAAUUUACACUUGAUCAUUUUUCUGGAAGCCUAUGGGAACUAGUACAACUCUUCUGAACUCUUGGUUUCUCACUCAAAUCCUCUGAGGCAACUGGGGAACUAGAGUCAUGAACUGAAUUAGAAAUAGAGGACAGAGAGAAAAGAUAUAAUAGAAUGGAGGAGCUCAAAUAUAGGGUAGCAGUUUAAGAGAUGGUGAUUCCUAAGGGACAGAGUUGGAAGUACAUAUUUACUGAAUUCUUUGAACCCACAGCUGAUGGAAUGUUCAAGCUAUAGAUGUGAAAGAAUUUUUAGGUCAGGAUCUUGGGAAGCUAAGGAGAGCAAUUUUUAAAAGACAGUUUUUCUGUUUUCCUAGGAAAUUCCCAAGAAGCUUGUGUAGGAAAAAGUUGGUAAUUAUGGAUCUUUUGGGGAGGAAGAGAACUAUAAUUCAUUCUAAUGGUGAGGAGAGAUACCAUGUUAGAAUACCUUCCAUACCUGGAAGUGGGGAAGUGACUGAAGAUGGGCACAUUGAUGCUUGAAAUUGUCCUUGAAAGUAGUUAAUGGCAGAGAUCAAAAUUUCCUCCUGUUGUAAAUAGUGCAUGUGCCCUUUGCCAGCUUUCACUCCCACUCAUUCACACCCUUAGCUCCUCAGCCCUGGAGAUGUUCCAUAGGGUGUUUGAUCUAAACUCAGUUGCAUCACCUUACCUGUUUUUCUACUUUGCCUUUCCUCCUUGAGGAUAUGAGUUUUAUAGCUUAAGCUUAGCUUUUUGCUAAACUUUUUAGCUUUCUGCUAUCCACCAGGACCAUAAUGCAGACCUAUAGUUCUGUGCCUUUGUUUUCUAUACAUUUAGGAAGGUGGCUGAAUAUAUUUAGUUAUUAAUAAUUCAUUACUUGUGAAAAGGUAUUGCUUUAAAAAUUAUCAUUAAAAAUUUAAAAACCGUCCAGGCGCGGUGGCUCACACCUAUAAUCCCAGCACUUUGGGAGGCCGAGGCAGGCAGAUCACGAGGUCAGGAGAUUGAGACCAUCCUGGCCAACAUGUGAAACCCUGUCUCUACUAAAUUACAAAAAUUAGCCGGGUGUGGUGGCGCAUGCCUGUAAUCCCAGCUACUUGGGAGACUGAGGCAGGGGAAUCGCUUGAACCUGGGAGAUGGAGGUUGCAGUGAGCUGAGAUCUCACCACUGUACUCCAGCCUGGUGACACAGCAAGACUCUGUCUCAAAAAAAAAAAAAAAAAUUAAAACCAUUUUAGGAACAUGGAAUAUUUCAACUGAGAAUUUUCUUAAAAAUUAGUCCAGUGUAGUAGAAAAAACCACAACUUCAGAGCUAGGAAACUUGGUUUCAAAUUCUGGGACUCUACCAUUUAAUAGCUUGGACAAGUCAGAUAACUUUCUGGAGCCUCAGUUUCUCAUCUGUAAAGUGAGGAUUAUACUAAUAUCUCCCUCACAGGACUAUACUAAUUUGUUGUGAGGAGUUAAUGAAAUAACAUGGGAAAGCACCCAGCAGAAGAGUUGACACUUAUUAAACACUCAAUAAAUAUUUUUUGAAUCUGAGUGGCAAAAAAAAAAAAAAAAUGUAGAACACAUGUUUGCAUGGGUUGAAGCCUAAAAGCAAACACCUAAAUAUAUUAUUGGUAAAAGUGGGAAUAUUCUCACUUAUUUUGGUUUUUAUCUCUUUCUGUGUGCCUGAAGGGAAAUGGCUUUGUCAUCUUUCCUAGCCCAGGUUUCUAAUGGGAGGGGGUAAAGAACACAGUCCUGUCAUUGUGCUGAAACAUGUAACCACACACAGCAAAUAGGUUUGGAGUAUGGUGUGGUUGUUGAGGUGACAUUUAUUAUUGAGAGACAAUGAAGAAUGGUGUCUUGUUGCUUCAUCACAGCUACUGAACUCACAGACUGCCUGCUUGCCAGAGCCUUUGACUCCUCAGGGGGUGGAGCAAAAGAUUUCUUUCCUGGAUGGAGCAGUCAGUCUAUGGUCAGUGUAAGAGUUGCUGUAGCAACCUCACAGCUGUGCUCUGUCUAGCAGAAACUUGGUAUGAUUUCACGGAUUUUGUUCACUUAAGUAAAAAACAGAUUUGUUUGGUUUUUAUGUAAUUAGAAAUUGAAAUAAUGGAAUUGGAAUUUUCUAGCCAAGGCAGGUCUCAAUUUUGAUGAAACUGAAGCCAGAAAGUUCCAGUGUUUGAAGCAGCAGGUAUUGUGACUAUAUUCUGAUACUGGAAAUGGGAGUUGGAAUCCUGAAUUAACUGUACUUGGGUGGAUCAUUGGCAACCCAGCCAUUUUUAUUAGGUUGUAGAUAAAGACAGGAGGGUCAGAGGGAAAUGUUCAGUUUUCAACAAUGUAAGAUUAAAGUGGGAGAUACUUAGUACAUAGUAAGUUAACUGGCUGGGAUAAUGUAGAUAAUGUACUUGAAAAUUAUUUUUGAGCUUUUUUGGUAGCUUUCUUACUUUAUUCCUUUUUUUCUAUACCUGCCAGUAGAUGUGAGAGCUUUUCUUACUUUAAAAGUGUAAUUUUAACUAUAAAUGUAUAUUCUUUUUUUUUUUUUUUUGGUGGGCAUGGAGUCUCGCUGUGUCACCCAGGCUAGAGUGCAGUGGCACGAUCUCAGCUCACUGCAACCUCCACCUCUCAGGUUCAAGCUAUUCUCCUGCCUCAGCCUCCCGAGUAGCUGGAAUUACAGGCACCUGCCAUACACCCAGCUAAUUUUUGUAUUUUUAGUAGAGAUGGGGUUUCACUGUGUUAGCCAGGAUGGUCUGGAUCUCCUGACCUCAGGUGAUCCGCCCACCUCAGCCUCCCAAAGUGCUGGGAUUACAGGCAUGAGCCACUGCGCCCAGCCUAAAUGUGUAUUCUUAUCCAUGAUAAGAGAUCAAAAAUUAAAUAAAAAUUUUACUUGUAAUGUGAGAAAUCAAUCUAAGGGGGGAAGAGGCCAGUUGGUUAUGCACAAUGGAAGGAGUGCAUUGUGGACAGAAAUGCAACAGCUGCCAUUAUUGGUGUAGAGUAAAUAAUGAAACUCCUAAUGGGGUUUCCUGGAACAAUAUUCAGCUGUAACUAAAGCUUUAUCUACUGAGAACAUUUAAUUGUAGGUGACGUGUAGAUAAGUAUAAGCUGACACUCAGACAUAUGACAAGACAACCUUCACUAAGGCAUAAUAGCAACUGUGAGAUUUUUAAAAAACUAUGCGUGCCAUUGCACCUUUUAAUUAAAGUGAGAUGAGGAUAAAUAAAAAUAAUAUUGACUGUCACUCAUCUGAAAAUAAAUUUACUUCUUGGUAAUUAAAUAGACCUUCUCAAUGCCUCAGCCUUUUUCUUCAUAUUCCAUCUACUUGUUUUCAUGUAACUUUGUCUUUCAAUUCGUUUUUGUUUUUUUUUUCCUGUAAGGAGAAUUAGACAUAGAAAAAUUAUAAAUUUAAGCCUUAAAAUAAUGUCUGGGCCAGAGUUUGUUGUUACUUUUGCUGUAGAUUGUUUACUUAAAGAAUUAGGUGAAUUUUUUUUUUCCUGGUAGGUUUAUUGGGAGUGUUCUCCAUAUUGAUAUAGAUGGAUCCAUUUCCCAUUUGGGGCUGAGCACUGUGUCUUACGCCUGUAAUCCCAGCACUGUGAGAGGCCGAGGCAGGCGGAUCACCUAAGUCAGGAGUUCAACACCAGCCUGGCCAAUGUAGUGAAACCCUGUCUCUACUAAAAAUAAAAAAAAAUUAGCUGGGUGUGGUAGCAUGCAGUCCAGCUACUCGGGAGGCUGAGGCAGGAUAAUUGCUUGAACCUGGGAGGCAGAGGUUGCGGUGAGCCGAGAUUGUGCCACUGCACUCCAGCCUGGGCAACAGAGCAAGACUCUGCCUCAAAGCAAAAAAAAAAAGAAAAGAAAAGAAAAAAGGAAUAGCCCAGUAUUGUUUGUUUGGGGAGGGGCAGGGUGUGGUUCCACCAACUGUGGGCACCAGAAUGGUGCUUUCUUUGAUACUAUGCUAAGAGGAAGAGGUUUGAGAGCCAAGAGUUCUUUAUUUGGAUAUUGGUAUGUUUGACUUGUUCAUCAGUGAGUAUUUAUUGAUCUCUAAUUAUUGAUCUCAAAAUACUGUAUUAGCUACUAUGGAAUUCCGUUUUCAAGUUGCUUAUAGUCUUGAGGAGAGAUAAGAUGUAUAUAUAUUUAAAAGGAAGAAAACAGUAAGUGACAUGAAAGGCAUAAUGACAACCACAGAGCAGAUGCUCAAAUAUUUAUUUGCCUACUAAAUGUUUGUUCUCAUCUAUCGAUAAAGUGCUUAAGAAGUUGGCCUGUUUGUAAUUUCUUCAUUUUCUAUCUAUCUUGAUUUAUAUACCUUCACCUUUUUAAAUUUUUUGCCUGGUAGCAGUAUUGGUCUAGGAUUUUCACUCUUUAUUAGGCUUCUUGAUUGAAGAUACCAGUUCCUUUAGUAAUUUCAAAAUGCCGGCCAUAGCCAGUCUAUAAUCCAAUUCAAAGGCAUGAGUGGAAAAAGUGGGUAUGAAACAAUGAAGUAAAUGGAGAAGUGGGGGAAAAUCAAGCAAUAAUCACUUAGACUAAAACAGAACAAUAAGAAUUAUACAGAAAGGUUAUAUUCUAGAGGCCAAGUAUUGACUUGCACAGAAUUGUGUAAAUGAUUGCCAUUCACUUCCCUUAUGAACUUAAGCCACUCAAUUUCUGCAUACUUCAGCCUCCUCAUUGGUUGGAUCCAGUCAGUGUUUUUCAUAGUACAUACAGUCAUACCGGUGGAUUGUCAAAUCAAUUUAGCGGGUCACUACCAGCAUUUUUUUUUUUUUUUUUUUUUUGAGAUUGGAGUCUCGCUCCUUCACCCAGGCUGGAGUGCAAUGGUACAAUCUCGUCUCACUGCAACCUCCACCUCCCAGGUUCAAGCAAUUCUCCUGCCUCAGCCUCCCAAGUAGCUGGGAUUAUAGGUGUGCACCACCAUGCCCUGCUAAUUUUUUGUAUUUUAGUAGAGAUGGGGUUUCACUGUAUUGCCCAGGCUGGUCACGAACUCCUGAGCUCAGGCAAUCUGCCCGCCUCAGUGUCCCAAAGUGCUGGGAUUACAGGCGUGAGCCACCAUGCCUGGCCAGCAUUUUUUAAAUGAUAUAAAAUAGUAUUGAAAAUAUCAGAAUGUGGCCAGGUGCGAUGGCUCACGCCUGUAAAAUCUUAACACUUUAGGAGGCCGAGGCGGGCAGAUUGCCUGAGCUCAGGAGUUCAAGACCACCCUGGGCGACAUGGUGAAAUCCCAUCUCUACUAAAAAUACAAAAAUUAGCCGGGCAUGGUGGUAUGUGCCUGUAAUCCCGGGUACUCGGGAGGCUAAGGCCAGAGGAUUGCUUGAACCAGGGAGGCGGAGGUUGCAGUAAGCUGAGAUUGUGCCACUGCACUCUAGCCUGAGCAGCAGAGUGAGGCUCCAUCAGCAAAAAAAAAAAAAAAAAAAAAGAUCAGAGUGCAUCACACAUAAUUAAGGUAGCUUAUGUUUUGUGAAACUUUGUGAGUACGGGUUGUCAUUUUUAAUGUAGCCCUAAAUGUUUUUUAGGGAAGAAAAAGUUGGCUUUUAAUAAGUAUUCAGUGAGAAUGAAUUUGAAGGGUGUGGAGAAAAGUGGAAUAGCCAAUUUAAAAUAGGAAUACUCCCAAGUCCCCUGUUAUGGAUGUGCCAAUCUAUUGUUUAUCCCAGAAAUAUUGUUUCAUGUGUUUUACAGAUAACAAGUCUCAUUUUAAUCAAUACUGUUGCAUUUCCUGGUCUAUAGAAUACAAUUUUCAAACACUAGCCAACUUACCUUAGAGAAAUACUGGUUUUCUAAUGUGGGCAAAUAAAUACAUUCAGUAUGAAUCCCUUAACAAAAUGACCUCAUUAUGCUACCUCUUGGUAAAAUCUAACCAAGCAUGAGUCUUAUGAUUAAGAAAGAAAUUUGCUCUGUAGGUGCUUCAGACAGUUUUACAACCAAUAAGAAUGUGAGAUUUGUCGGAGAAAAACUAUCUGCAUGUCUCCAAUCUGAAGAGAGCAAAGAUCUGUUAUUUGACAAACCCUAUUUUUCCGAGCAUCAACAGUCAGUGGCACCAUGAAAAUUAAAAACCUGAUAAUACCACCAAUGUAGUACUCUUUAAAAACAUGUCAUCUUACUCAGCAAUCAACCUGAUUGAAUAUUUUAAAAUGAAUAAGUGGAUAAAUAUCUUACCUGAAAGAUAGCUUCAUUAAAUAAACUAACUCCUGAGAGGAUUUCUUUGGCCUUUAAUAUCCUAUUUAAUAGAUUUCUUAUAACCAUAUCAGCAAAGCCACUCUGCUCUGGACAAUGGUCAGAAGGUAGGAAGAAGUGUUAUAGGGUAAUGAGCAAUAAUAAGGCCACCAAAUAUAAUCCCAUUGUAAUGGGAUUCUACCCACUUGUAGAAGUUUAUUCACCACUACAAAUUACUAAAGUUAACCUAAACAAUUAAAGAAAGAAAUCUUAGUCUUUAAGAACAGAGGAUUGUAAAGUGAGCCAGACCUUCCAAUCAGCUAAAAUAAUGUAAAAUAAUGUACUUUUCAACCUGACUUGGCUUAAUGUAGUUAAGUAAAUUUUAGGAUAGGUUCUAAAAAACCUUGAGAGGCAUUUUGUUGUUGUUGUUGUUGUUGUUAGUUUGCCUUAAAGUUAAAUGUACAUUGACCUUUGGUAUUUCUUAGAAAAACCUGUUACUGAACCUAGUACAGAAUGUGAAUCAUUUCAUGCCUGAAAUACAAGAUUGAUGUUUACAGGGCAAUUGUCCAGAAUCUUGCUGAAUUGGAAAGUAUUUCACUCUUCAUCACUGUAGAUCCGUUUAACUUUACAAAUGUGUUAUUUAAAACAUAAACCAUUUUGGUGCACAGGAAACCCACUUAAAAUUAAAUUUUAAAAAGCUCUCGAGAAGUCUGUGGAACAUUUAUGGUUUUAUAACUUACAAUUUCUAGCAAAAGUAUCUUUAAUAUCUUACAAAAUAUUUUCAGAGAUAGCUUAUCCAAAAUAUGUAAUACAUGUGAGAGAAUAGCACUGUUGAAAUGCUUGAACACAUAAAAAGCAUUAUUGCCUUCAUUUUCCCUGAAAUGAACCAAGCUACCAAUUUAAAGCUGGGAAAGUCAGUACCAGAGUUAAAAACAAGUUACUUUAAAGAUAUCUGCUUUUACUUUAAUCUAAAAAAUAAUUGAUUUUUUAAAAAACUUAUUCUAUUUUAUGUAUAUAACUUCUCCUUUAUAAGCUUAGAAAAAUUUAUAUCAGUAUUACAUUCUUGAUUCUCUCAAGGUAUGAUUUAAAUGGUGGACACUUAAGCCAAAAUUUCAAACAGGUUCUUUUUUCUUUGUUCUUUUACAGAAUGGCUCUCAAGUCGAAAGAGGGCUGUGCCUUUGGUGUUUGGGUAUGAUAUAUUUGCCUGUGAUUUCUCAUUCUCAGAGCAUUCCCAUAAAUAAUGCCACAAAGUAGAGUUUGAUUUUUUUUUUUUUGAGACGGAGUUUCGCUCUUGUUGCCCAAGCUGGAGUGCAAUGGCGCGAUCUCAGCUCACUGCAACCUCCGCCUCCCAGGUUCAAGCGAUUCUUCUGCCUCAGCCUCCCAAGUAGCUGGGAUUACAGGCAUGCGUCACCACACCCGGCUGUUUUUUUUUUUCGCAUUUUUAAUAGAAACGGGGUUUCACCGUGUUAGCCAGGCUGGUCUCGAACUCCUGACCUUAGGUGAACUGCCCGCCUCAGCCUCCCAAAGUGCUGGGAUUACAGGUGUGAGCCACCGCGCCCUGCCUAGAGUUUGAUUCUCUUAAACCGUUCUACUAAAAUACUAUCAGUUUAAACUACCAUCUACAGAAAUAAAAAACAUAAACCACUAAAAGAUUAAAGCAUUUAGGAGUUUAUAUGCAAAGAAGUCUUGCAAGGGAGUACAAGCUUUAGGAGGACAGGCUUAUCAAAUUAAAAAAUGAAAAAACCUACAAAAUUACCAAAGUCACCAAGUUUAGUUAUUCUUUUCAUGGUGGAAAACAGUUUCCUCAGAUAAUCAUCAUAUCAGAGGUCAUCAUGUAUCCUUAGAUAUCAGCAUUGCCAAGACCAGGGAUAUAGUUAUUAGUAAUUUACAGGAAAGGCUCAAGGUUUCAUUUACAUGGGAAAUGAGAACUAGACAGUGUGGUGACUGUUUUUGUUGUUAACCUUACCUCAGUGUUUUAUCUCGGGUGGUCCCCAAGACCACCUUCAGGAUCAGUGAUUCACUGGAGGGACUCACAGAACUCAGAAAAGCUGUUAAGUUAUGGUUAUGGUAUAUUAUAGCAAAAGAAUAUAUAUUAAAAUCAGCAGCUGAAAAAAGGCACAUAGGGCAAAGUCUGGGGGACACCAGGCACAAGCUUCCAGUUGUCCUUCACCUGUGAAGUCAUGUAGACAGACCAUAAUUCUCUCAGCAGACAGACCAUAAUUCUCUCAGCAACAAUGUGUGACAACAUUCUUGGAGAAUUGCUAACCAGGGAAGCUCCACCAAGCCUUGGUGUCCAGAUUUUUUCUUGAGGGUUGGUCACGUAGGCAUAGCAUGACUGAUAGCCCAUGUGGCUGACCUUCAGUUUUCAGCCCCUCCAAAGAUGGAGCUGAUACUACAUGGCCUAAGGACUUCACCAUUAAUCACAUUGUUAGCUUAGACUACCUGGUAUGGCCUAAGGCCCCCAAGUAAAUUAAAACAUUCAUAUCAGGCAGGAUAGUCCAAGGACUUAGAGGUUAUCUUGAAUCUGGACACAGGACAAACAUUUCUUUGGAAUGUGAAAAGUUUACACAAUCAAGACUUGCUAUGUUGAUCCUUUACUGCGGUAUUGUUUUUUGUUUUCUGACCCAAAAGUGAUGUGCAUUGCUUACCUAUCAUGGCCUCUGGUUAAGGUGUCAGUCUUGCCUCCAAAUUUCCUCCUAAAGCAUGGAAUUGGCCAUAAAUUUGCUUAGUGAUUUUCUGAUUUAGUAUCAUUAGUUUGAUGACUAGUUUUAUUAUGUGAGUGUGAUAAAAGGUUACGCUUAGUAUACAAAGACCUUCUUAUAAGUCUAGUUAAUAAAACUAGGGCCAUGUGUUACUACAACAUAGGAGUUAACUUUGUCUGGAGGCUUUUUCAAGCCCAAGAGGUUGUCAUUUCUUUAUGUGUAAGAUACUGCCCACAUACUAUACUGAAGUCAGGAACCAAGAACCGGUCAAUUUACCUCAGCCAAGUUGCUUGGACUGCUUUGCUUAAUAAUGGGUUUGCCAUAUCUACUUUAAUGAGAUGUGUGGCAUGGUGAUGGUUACAAAAGUGAUUUGUUAAUUAUUGCCUGGUAGGAAGGAGAACAUGUUUUUUUUGAACCUAUGCAAAUAGCCACAUGUCUGUGAAAAGUAAAGGGAUACUUUUGUGUAAUAUUUAACCAUGUAUACCAUUGUUUGUGUACUUUUUAAUUGUGUCAUUUUCUACAGUAUUAUUUUUGCAUUUUCCUGACACUGUAUUACUUACAAGUUAUAUUAAUAAUUUUUAUUAAUUUUUUUCCUGAAUCCUAAAAGGUCAGUUGGAACAUGAGACCAUUUAAAGAAUAUUAUUUCCUUCCAGUUUAUUCAAGGGUGGCCUAUUGAGAGUUUGAGAUAAAGAAGAAAGGAAUCUUUCCUUUCCUUCCCCCUCAGCCCGCCCCCUACCUUUCUUUUUUUUUUUUUUUUCUUUUCAGGGUCUUGUUCUGUCACCCAGGCUGGAGUGGAGUGAAUGCAAUCAAAGCUCACUGCAACCUCAAACUCUUGGGCUUAAGCAGUCCUCCUGCCUCUGCCUCCCAAGUAGCUGGGACUACAGGUGCAUGCCACCACACCUGGCUAAUUAAAAAAAAAAAAAAAUUUUUUUUUUUGAGGAGACGCGGUCUCACUUUGCUGCCCAGGCUGGUCUCAAACUCUGGGCUCAAGCAAUCCUUCCACCUCAGCCUCCCAAAGCUCUGGGAUUACAGGCAUGAGCCACUGUGCCCGGCAGAAUUUUUCUGUGUCCAUUAGAAAUAGAAAUCAGUCACAUGCUAUGAUUUCAAUAUGUCACUCAAAAGCCAUGUGUUGGGGCUGAACGUAGUGGCUCACGCCUAUAAUCCCAGCACUUUGGGAGGCAAAGGAAGGUGGAUCACUUGAGGUCAGGAGUUUGAGACCAGCCUCCAACAUGGUGAAACCCCGUCUCUACUAAAAAAAAAAAAAAAAUUAGCUGGGUGUGGUGGCAUGCACCUGUAGUCUCAGCUACUCAUCAGGCUGAGGCAGGAGAAUCGCUUGAACCCAGGAGACAGAGGGUGCAGUGAGCCGAGAUCAUGCCAUUGCACUCCAGCCUGAGCCAUAGAGUGAGUCUUGGUCUCAAAAAAAAAAAAAAACCUUGUGUUGGAAACCAUCUCCAAUGAAGCAGUGUUAGGAGAUAGGGCCUAAUGGAUAUAAAUUACAGUGUCUAAGAUGGAUACUUUACUCUUUUCUUUUGAGAAGGGAGAGAGUAUGUUAUGCACUGAGAACUUUUCAGAUUUCUUGCAGAGGUCAUAAUGUUCCAGACAAGCUGGCAGCAAUCAUUCCCAUCCCAUCACAGAUCCAGGCUUAUUUGUAGAAUGGUUACACAAACCAAGCAAAACCUUCUGUAAAGUUUCUACCCUUUGCUCUAAAGUUACAUAAAAACAAUUUCCAAGUUUG